Eleginops maclovinus (Patagonian blennie) is the source of this 684-nucleotide messenger RNA. It is a transcript of the gene tomm5, whose product is annotated as translocase of outer mitochondrial membrane 5 homolog (yeast). NCBI's taxonomy places the organism in Eukaryota, Metazoa, Chordata, Actinopteri, Perciformes, Eleginopidae. Gene Ontology annotation, cellular component: mitochondrial outer membrane translocase complex. The coding region runs from base 124 to 279 and encodes 51 amino acids. The record is from RefSeq and is a predicted model, not a curated record. The transcript is spliced from 2 exons.
CUUACAUCGUCACUUCCGUGUUUUCGUACUUCCGGUUUAGAUACUUCAUCCAUGCUCCGCAAGCGCUGAAUGUUCAACACGAAAGGCAGACUGAAGAAAGAGACCAAAUAAACCAAAGCUAUAAUGUUCAAACUGGAAGGACUCGGGCCUAAAAUGGACCCAGAGGAGAUGAAGAAGAAAAUGAGACAAGAUGUCAUCUCAUCUGUACGAAACUUCCUUAUUUACGUCGCCCUUCUCAGAGCCACCCCAUAUGUGUUAAAGAAGCUGGACAGCAUAUGAGCGGAGCAGCAGGUCUCUUCUUCGGCAAUGCACUGAGAGUUUACUCCAUCAGAGACAGGAUCAGUCAUCAUCAGCAGAAUUCCGGGGCCACAGCAGCAAAUCCUGUUGGAGAUGACUAAAGGCUGUCCAUCACCUGAAGAAACACAUUGUUCUCGUUUCUCAUGUCUUGUUGAAUACUUUAGUCUGUCUUUCAUGUUAAACACAUUGUGGUUUACUUUUUUAAUGCAAAUUCUAAAUGUGUGUAUGCCUGCUGUGUUCACACAUUAAAGAAGAAACCUUCUUUUUUUUUGGAUUUACAUAACAGAUUGUCAAACUGCAUAACAUAUGUACACUGUAAGAAAACUUUCAUUUAAACCUUGAAUCUAAAAUCACUGAAAAUAAAAAUUAAAUGACAAUAAGAAAGGA